GUGUCAAACUCAUCGGCAUCAUCGACAAAUACGAGCGUAUCUGAGAAAUUUCCAAGUGGAACGAAAGAUCGGGAAUCAAUAUCGAAGAUGAUACCAAAGGAAUUAUUAUUUUUUAUUGUUCUCGUGUCGCUCACUGUGUGCAAGUAUCGUUAUUACGCAUUCGAAAUCAAAGCAACGUCAGGUUUUACAUCGUCGUCAUCUGGAUCGUUGGAAUCGAUGUUGACGAUCGGCAGCAGGGCACCCAGAGCCACCGUAAACGACGUCGUCUCAAAAAAUAUCACUAUGGUCCUCGAGAAUCUGCUGAUGAAUUACGAAAAUAGUCAACUGCCUACUCACGGUAAAGGCAUGCCCACAGUAGUGAAAACCAAUAUUUUAAUUAGGAGUAUGGGUCCAGUGUCUGAGCUCGAUAUGGAUUAUUCGAUGGACUGCUAUUUUCGGCAAUCAUGGCGUGAUUCGCGUUUGAGUUUUCUGGGCCCGAUCAAAUCUCUCAGUCUUAGCAUCAAGAUGCUCGAAAGGAUCUGGCGUCCUGAUACUUACUUUUACAAUGGCAAGCAUAGUUACGUGCAUACGAUUACCGUGCCGAACAAAUUGUUAAGGAUCUCCCAGGAUGGCGAUAUAUUGUACUCCAUGAGGCUUACUAUCAAGGCUAAAUGUCCCAUGGAGUUGAGAAACUUUCCUAUGGAUCGACAAUCUUGCCCGUUAAUAAUGGGAAGCUAUGCGUACACAUCGGGACAGUUGAUUUAUGAAUGGCAAGAGGGUUCAUCGGUAAACUUUAUACCUGGAAUGACGCUUUCGCAAUUCGAUUUAAUGGGCUCGCCGUACAGGAAUCUCACAUUUGUUCGUCGCGAGGGCGAGUUUUCGGUAUUACAAGUAUCUUUCAAUUUGCAACGGCAUACCGGAUACUUUCUUAUACAAGUUUAUGUACCAUGUGUUUUGAUAGUUGUAUUGAGUUGGGUAUCUUUUUGGAUUCAUCGUGAAGCAACAAGCGAUCGAGUAGGUUUAGGUAUCACUACCGUCUUGACACUAUCAACGAUAAGUCUCGAUUCCAGAACGGAUUUGCCGAAAGUUAGAUAUGCUACCGCUUUAGAUUGGUUUCUCCUAAUGAGUUUCGGUUAUUGCAUCGCUACUCUUUUGGAAUUUGCCGGUGUUCAUUACUUUACAAAGAUUGGUAGUGGCGAGAUUCGUUUGGAUGAUGAAGAAUGGGAAGAUUGGGAAGAUAUCACGAGUGAAGAAUUCGAGGAUACAUUUCACACAAUGAUUUCUUGCAGUCCUCAGACUGUUCAUCCGGAAAUUGUUGACACGAAUACCAGAAGACGCGGGUCACUUAUGUCUACACUAUAUAGCCAGGAUGGGGUCACAUACGAAGAUUCCUGUCGUUCUAUAACAGUCGCUGUUUCUUCAAAGCCAUCAACGAUGGAAAGACAGACACAAACUGAGCUCAUUUUGCCAUUAUGGCGGCAGUUUCUCUAUUGCUUAGCAGGAGAUGAUGCUUUCAGACGUCGUCGGCAACGAGAAGUAGCCAGUAGCUAUCGAAAAUGCGGUGAUCGUAUAUCGAGACACAUAAAUAGCGUAUCUCACAUUGACAGAGUGGCGCGAAUAGUCUUUCCCGCGUCUUUUGGUCUACUUAACGUUUGCUACUGGAUGGUUUACGUUACCUAUCAAGAGGAAUUUAAAUGGCAGGAUCCACCGAUCGGAUCGAUAUAACACCACUCUCCCAUAUUAACAAGAUCUGAACAAGUGACAAAAUAAAGCAUAAAUAGUAUAUGUAUUAAUACAUGUAUUAUUACAUUACGAAUCGAAGAAAUCAGAAAUUCUAUACAUUUCUCCAGUCCUUUUUUAUAAAUUGAAUUAAUAAUUGAUUAAUAUUAUAUAUAUUAUAUUUAAUUGACAUGUUAUAUAUUUUUAUAUGCAUCACAUUACUUGACAUAUGCAAAUUUUGUUAGUUGCAUACAAUAACGAAUUUAUAAAUGCUAUUACAUUUGUCGUAAUAAUAAGCUUUGUCGAAUGUAUUGAUUGGCUAUUG
Messenger RNA from Cataglyphis hispanica, 2023 nucleotides. RefSeq names its product gamma-aminobutyric acid receptor alpha-like. NCBI's taxonomy places the organism in Eukaryota, Metazoa, Arthropoda, Insecta, Hymenoptera, Formicidae. Gene Ontology annotation, cellular component: synapse; neuron projection; membrane. The record is from RefSeq and is a predicted model, not a curated record. Gene Ontology annotation, biological process: signal transduction; chemical synaptic transmission; nervous system process. The transcript has 11 exons. Gene Ontology annotation, molecular function: neurotransmitter receptor activity; GABA-A receptor activity; extracellular ligand-gated monoatomic ion channel activity. Bases 88 to 1704 code for a protein of 538 amino acids.